Glossina fuscipes is the source of this 1473-nucleotide messenger RNA. RefSeq names its product 4-aminobutyrate aminotransferase, mitochondrial-like. Gene Ontology annotation, biological process: GABA catabolic process. Gene Ontology annotation, molecular function: pyridoxal phosphate binding. NCBI's taxonomy places the organism in Eukaryota, Metazoa, Arthropoda, Insecta, Diptera, Glossinidae. The coding region runs from base 1 to 1473 and encodes 490 amino acids. The record is from RefSeq and is a predicted model, not a curated record. The transcript has a single exon. Gene Ontology annotation, cellular component: mitochondrion.
AUGCACGUUGCUGUGACAUUGCAAAUACUUAGGGCAACUAAAGCUUCGAAAUUUGUGAAAUAUUUCACAACUUUGCCCGAACCGAAAGAACCGACAAUUAUGUCUGCCGCUGUACCCGGACCUAAAUCUUUAGAAUUGAAGGAAAAGUUGGGCGGUGUGCAAAUGGCUGAAACCGUACAAUUUUUCGUGGAUUAUGAAUGUGCAACCGGAAACUAUUUAUGCGAUGUAGAUGGCAAUGUUAUGUUGGACACUUUUAUGCAAAUAGGUUCGAUGCCAUUAGGUUAUAAUCAUCCCAGACUCUUAGGAGUUUUCAAUAACGCUAAGAAUGUGAAAACUCUAGUCAAUCGUCCAGCAUUGGGUUACUUUCCGGGUAAGGAUUGGGCAACAAAAUUAGAAAAUAUUCUUAAAGAGGUAGCUCCUAAGGGGUUAGAUAAUAUAACAACUAUGAUGUGCGGUUCGUGUGCAAACGAGCAUGCUUAUAAAAACAUAUUUAUCACUUAUAUGCGGAAAAAGCGAGGUGAAGAUGCUUGUUUCACUAACGAAGAAAUUGAAUCGGCUAUGAGAAAUUGCCCACCAGGCGCACCUAAUCUAAGUUUGCUGUCAUUUAAAGGUGCAUUUCAUGGUCGCACAAUGGGCGCUUUGGCAACAACGCGUUCUAAAUACAUGCAUAAAAUCGACAUACCGUCCCUGGAUUGGCCAAUGGCUCCCUUUCCAAAUUAUAAAUAUCCCUUAGACGAGUAUGAGAGAUGUAACAAAGAGGAGGAUAAAAGGUGUUUAGCUCAAGUCGAAGAUCUCAUUGAGGCAUAUUGUAAGAAGGAGAAACACGUUGCAGGUAUUGUUGUUGAACCAAUACAGAGCGAAGGUGGCGAUAAUCAUGCAUCUCCGGAAUUUUUCCAACAAUUGCAAUGCAUUUGUAAAAAGAACGACAUUUCGUUAUUAUUCGAUGAAGUUCAAACGGGCGGUGGUGGUACUGGUAAAUUUUGGUGCCACGAACAUUUUGAUUUACCCUCGCCACCCGAUGUGGUCACAUUUAGCAAGAAAUUGCAAUUAGGCGGUUUCUUUCACACUUCGGAUUUUCGUCCUCGAGAACCCCUACGCAUUUUUAACACCUGGUUGGGUGAUCCCGCAAAAAUUCUUCUACUCGAACAAAUCGUUACCGUUAUAAAAGAGGAUAAAUUAUUAGAGCAAGUCGAAAAAGCGGGUAAAGUGUUGAAAACUGGUCUAUUGCAAUUUGAAAAAGAUUAUCCGCAUUUAGUAAAUUCCACUCGAGGCCGUGGCACUUAUUUAGCCAUCAGUUCCGGAACACCGGACUUACGUGAUACUAUAGUUGGAAACUUAAGAAAAUUGGGUAUAAUUACGGCCGGAUGCGGUGAACAGUCUAUACGUUUCCGGCCGGCCUUAAUUUUUCAGGAGAGACAUGCCAACAUCGUACUUGAUCGUUUACGCAAAGUUUUGUCUGAAAUCAAGAUAUAA